ACCAAGAUAAUUAGUUUUUGUCAACAAUAUGUUGGAAUAAUAAGAUACUUUAGUGGAGAUGGUGUAUAGGGUUGGUAGAGCAGCACACAUACUUCGCCAUUUGUUUCUCCCAUUUCCCUGAUACUGAGUUACCUUUUACUCAUUCUAGCCUAUCACCUCAACAACAACACGCCGCCUUGCCGCCUUGCUGCCAGCACCUCCGUUGACUUUCAACAAUCUCCACCAUGCAAGCUUCCUUGAUUGCCCCAACUCCCCGCCCCACCAGCAUUCUCCCAUCCACAACUUUCCGACCACUCAUCCCAACUACCCAUAAACCCUACACAUUCUCACCCCGAGCCUCCGCCGCCUCCUCAUCUACAACCGAAACAGUCCCACCACCACCACAAUCUGUCUCCUCCGUCGACCCAUCAUCAAAACUCAACAAGUUCAGCUCCAGAAUCACGGAACCCAAGUCACAGGGUGGCUCUCAGGCCGUCCUUUACGGCGUAGGUCUCUCCGAUGACGACCUUAAAAAACCCCAAAUUGGUAUUUCAUCUGUUUGGUACGAAGGGAAUACCUGUAAUAUGCACUUACUGAAGCUAGCCGAGGCUGUGAAAGAAGGGGUUCAAGAUGCUGGAAUGAUUGGAUUCAGGUUCAACACUAUUGGGGUUAGCGAUGCCAUUUCAAUGGGGACUCGAGGAAUGUGUUAUAGUCUUCAAUCCAGGGAUUUAAUUGCUGAUAGCAUUGAAACUGUUAUGUCUGCUCAAUGGUAUGAUGCCAAUAUCUCCAUCCCUGGUUGUGACAAAAACAUGCCAGGUACGAUUAUGGCAAUGGGGCGCUUGAACAGACCAAGUAUAAUGAUCUAUGGUGGCACCAUUAAGCCUGGUCAUUUUCAAGGCCAUACAUACGAUAUAGUAUCUGCAUUUCAGGUUUAUGGAGAAUAUGUAAGUGGUUCCAUAACUGAUGAACACAGAACAGAUGUGCUUCGUGCUUCUUGCCCAGGGGCAGGGGCAUGUGGAGGAAUGUACACUGCUAACACCAUGGCUUCUGCCAUUGAAGCAAUGGGAAUGUCUCUUCCUUACAGCUCGUCAACACCUGCUGAAGAUCCAUUGAAGUUGGAUGAGUGUCGCUUAGCUGGAAAGUAUAUUCUUGAGUUACUAAAAAUGGACUUGAAGCCAAAAGACAUAAUUACCCCUAGAUCAAUGCGUAAUGCAAUGGUUACUGUGAUGGCGCUUGGUGGAUCCACUAAUGCUGUAUUACACUUGAUUGCCAUAGCAAGAUCAGUUGGCUUGAGUUUGACUCUUGAUGAUUUUCAGAAGGUUAGUGAUCAAGUUCCGUUUCUUGCGGAUCUUAAACCAAGUGGAAAAUACGUUAUGGAAGAUGUACAUAAGAUUGGAGGAACACCUGCAAUUCUUCGUUACCUUUUGGAGCUCGGGUAUCUAGAUGGAGAUUGUAUUACAGUCACGGGGAAGACAUUGGCUGAAAAUGCAAAACUUUUCCCUUCUUUAUCCGAAGGGCAGCAAAUCAUAAAAACACCAGAAAACCCGAUAAAGAAAACGGGUCAUCUUCAAAUAUUAUAUGGAAAUCUUGCACCUGAAGGUUCAGUAGCAAAGAUCACAGGAAAAGAAGGGUUAUAUUUCUCUGGUCCUGCAUAUGUCUUUGAGGGGGAGGAAGCCAUGAUUGCAGCCAUCUCUGAAGAUCCCAUGAGUUUUAAGGGGAAAGUGGUUGUUAUUAGAGGAGAAGGUCCUAAAGGGGGCCCUGGUAUGCCUGAAAUGCUGACACCAACAAGUGCAAUAAUGGGUGCAGGUCUUGGGAAGGAAUGUGCAUUAUUAACUGAUGGAAGAUUUUCAGGUGGUUCACAUGGAUAUGUUGUUGGACAUAUUUGCCCUGAAGCACAGGAAGGUGGUCCAAUUGGUCUAGUGAAAAACGGGGAUGUAAUUACUAUAGACAUCAGCAAGAGGAGAAUGGAUGUUGACUUAACUGAAAAAGAGCUGGAUGAGAGAAGAAAAGCAUGGAAAGCUCCUGCAUAUAAGGCUGAAAGAGGUGUCCUUUACAAGUACAUCAGGAAUGUUCAAUCAGCCUCGAAAGGAUGUGUAACAGAUGAGUCAUAGAGGCGAAUUGAGAUUAGGGAAGAAGAUCUAGAGAAUUAUUCCAACUCCGGCUUAUUAUUUAUCUUUGUGUUACAAACAUACUUUUGGUUGUUUUGAGAUUUGAAACUAGAGGAUCCAGACAUUGUGAAAUGGUCCGAGUUAGUUGUAUGUAUCAUGUUCAUUUCAAAUUUUAAACCGACAUAAAUUCAAAAAGAAAGUGGUCGGUUCCACAGACGUGGGUUUAUAUUUCGGCAAACGUGGAUGAAUUCUUUUAAGGGUGUAAUCUCCAAUCUCAAAUUUUGGCACAAUUUACGUGUUUGUCCGAAAUUAAAUUUCUUUUAUGAAUUUUUUUUGAAAACUGCUUAACAUUUUCGGUUCAACUAUUUUUUACCUUUUCAUCAUGUAACCUGUUGGAGCUGCUUCCUUUUACCGAAGCGCCUCCACAGGCUUUGCCUUUUUAGCCGGAAGCCUUGCUGUGACUGCCAUACUACGUCUUCUAUCUUCUCAAAUUGGCGGGGGUGAUUCUAGUGACUACUUUAUCUUCCCCAACGACUUCACUUCACAUCCCAACACAUUCGCUUGUUGUAUCCCUAGGGUUGUCAUCUGACUUCAUCUCCCUCUCGCUCGUGAUCACUUACACCCGUCACAAUAAACCGCCGUUGGAAAUAUUCGAAAUUGUUGCCAUCGGCAACCCUACUGGCGGUGGUGUUGCAUGGUUUUCCAACAUUGAUAUGGGUGAAUAGAAGAUUGGGGUUUGCUUAUGGUGGGAAGAAGAGGCAGUCGGAUGCAAAUGGUGGCAAAAGGUGAUGGUGACAAACGGCAGGGCGGGGUAGUGGUGGUAAACGGCAGGGUUAUCCACUGGUGUGAGGGGAGCCUGGAGAAAAUGGUCGUAAUGGAACAUUUACUUGGUUUUAAGACUUUUUUUUGUAAAAACAAAUCAGUUAGAGACUAUUUCGUGAACUGGACCAAAAUAUUGCGAUUUUUCUACAAAAAAUCAUUCUUUAGGAUUGACGCAAACCAUUACGAACAAAGAAGUUAUUGAAGAGACAUAUCCUUUCGGUGUGGAAGGGAUUAUAAUUAUUAUUUGUAAUUAUUUAAAAGUGUAGGUAGUAUUGUCGGUUACGAAUUAUAUUCGUAACAAUGUAAUGAUGUGACAUAAAGUUAGUAAUGUGAUAUAAAGUGUGUAAGACCCAUAAUAAUCUAAGGGUCUAAAAUGUAAAUUAAGUUUGUCUUCUUGCAAUCAUUUGAUUGCAAUUAUGUAAUUGUAACUGGCUUUUUAAGGGCAUAUAAAUAGGAUUUGCCCAUAAGGAAUAAAGCAUGAGUUGUGUCUAAAAAACUUGAAUUAACUUUCAAAGUUUGAUCGGUUGAAAUAUUUUUAUAUUUAUAAAUAAUAGGGUUUUCUAUCUAAAUCUAUACAUACCAUCUAAUAUUAUCCAUAUCAUUAUCAAGCAUCAACAUCAAUCCUACACAUCAUUAUUGUAUAACGAUCCUAUCCAUCCUAAUUUUAUUAAUCUUAUCCUCCAAAAUUACAAGGAAGAUAAAAUUAAUAAAAAUUUGAAUUAAUAAAAAUUAUGAUGGAUAUGAUUGUUAUACUUGAAUUAAUAAAAAUUAUGAUGGAUAAGAUUGUUAUACCUGAAUGGUGUGUUAGAAUGAUUUUGAUGUUUGAUGAUAAUAUGGAUAAUCUUGGAUAGUAUGGAUAAAUCUGGAUAGAAACUCUGUUGUUCAGAAAUAUAAAAAUAUUUCAACAGAGAUCAAACUUUGAGAGUUAACUCAAGUUUUUUAAUC
Molecule: messenger RNA, 3854 nt
Organism: Lactuca saligna
Lineage: Eukaryota; Viridiplantae; Streptophyta; Magnoliopsida; Asterales; Asteraceae
Source: the annotation of a GenBank genome assembly